Messenger RNA from Poecilia reticulata (guppy), 1925 nucleotides. NCBI's taxonomy places the organism in Eukaryota, Metazoa, Chordata, Actinopteri, Cyprinodontiformes, Poeciliidae. The record is from RefSeq and is a predicted model, not a curated record.
CAAAACAGUUGAAAAACCCCAGACAUUAUUUUUUUUUUGGUUGUUGAUCCAGUGUGUGUUUAUCCUGUAUUUGCAGAAAACUGGACUGGAGCCACAGGAAUGAACGGUACGGAAGGUCCAAGCACGAUCGAUAUCCACGUAUCCGUCAGGGUUCUGCUGACCGUGCUCCCGUGCCUCUUUUUCUUGUACGUUAACAGCGUCAUGCUGUUCGCCCUGGUGAAAAAGCCCCUGCUUCUAGAGUCACCCCGUUACAUCCUGUUCGGGCAUUUGCUCUUCUCCGACUCCCUCCAGGUCCUACUGACCACCCUGCUCUACAUAUUCGCUCUGACCAUGGUCAGGAUCAUCACUUGCGCUUGCAUCUUCGUCAUCCAGUUCACGGCCAUCACCGUGAAGAUGUCCCCCAUCAACCUGGCCGUCAUGUCUCUGGAGAGGUUCGUCGCCAUUUGCUUCCCUCUGAGGCACGCCGCCAUUGCGACCUCCAGGGUGACGCGUGGCGCCAUCGCCGUCAUGUGGGCCGUGGCCUCUUUAGACUCCCUCACGCAGCUCUGUCUGUUUUUCAGCCUCGGCAACAGGAGCCUCACCGCUCGGCAGGUCUGCAGGAAAAAGACGGUGUUUCACCUGCAGGUUUACGUGAUUGUGAACCAGGUUUUCACAGUCGCGAACUUCGUCCUGGUUACCAUUAUUAUCAUCUACACUUACAUCGCGAUCUUGGUGGCCGUGAAGUGCAGCUCUUCCUGCGCGCGCAGGGCCAAAGUGGCGCAUCAAACCGUGAUCCUGCACGCGCUCCAGCUGUGCCUGUACCUCAUCUCCACCCUGUUUAACAUGAUCAACUCCAGCGACCUGAUUAACUUGGAUCCGGCUGUUGCUCUGUACGUCCAGCACGUGCUCUUUUUGGUGUUGAUCAUUUUCCCCAAGUUCUUGAGCCCGCUCUUAUACGGCCUCAAAGAUCAGACGUUCAAACACGUCUUCAAAUACUAUUUCACCUUCGGCUACAGAUCCUCAGUGGAGCCGUAUCCCAAGUCUUGAUCGCUAAUUGGGAAUAAAUCAUGCCUUAAUUUGCAUAGUGUGUGAAAAAGUGCUUUUGAAGUUUUUCUUGGAUAAACGAGAGAAAAAUUAAGUAUUUUUGCUGAAGUUAAAACGAGUUGAACAAAAAAAAAAAAAAAACUAACAAGAAAUAGGUUGAAGCUGCAUGUUUGCAUACAUUGUAUAACUUGUAAAUGCGAGAACAAAGAGAGAUUUCUUUAUUAUCCUUAUGUUCAAAUUCACAUCUUUACAGAGUAUACUUAUUUUUAGCAUUUGAUGCAGUUGCCUUAAAAACCUGACGCCUCGGGUCAAACAGUUUGGUUGUCCUUCCUCAAGAUUCUCGCAAUAGCUUUCUGGACGCUUGGCCCAUUUCUCCUGGCAGAACUGGGUCUGUUUCGAAAAGCUGCUUCGUUCAUACACACAUUUUCAGCUCAACUCACAAAUUUUUUUAAGUGAACUCAGAUUAGGGUUUAAACAACUGGCAGAUAUUAACCAGUUUUACAGCCACUUUGGAGAUGUGCUUGCUAUCGUUGUCCACUUGGAAAACCCUAUUUGUGCCUAAAUUUGAACUGCAUGGCUGCUGUCCAGGGAUGUUGUUUUUUGAAAGUUUCCAUGCAAUGUUUUUUUUAUUCGUGAUUUCAUCUAUUUUUGUAAAGCACACCAGUCCCCCUUACUGCAGAAAAAAAAGUUCCCAAUUUUCCUUCCAAAUGUAAUGUAAUUGUAGCCAAAUACUUCAAUUUUUUUGCUUCAUUUUUUUGACGUCUCAAAAGACCAAGGUUGUUUUUGUUUUUUUAUCUCUGAAAGCGUCAUACGGCGUACGCAAACAUUUGGUUUCAACUGUGUCCGUCUAAAAUCAAAUUUUAUUUUUCCUUUAAAUCUGCUUCUGCUUUGUGCAACUUAUC